AUGAAUCCCACUAUCCCAUAUACACCACCUACUGAACCAGCCCCUUCUGCCACAAUUGGAAAGGCUUCCCUUGGGGAACUCAGUAACCUCUGGAAGCUUGCAGCAUUUAUCCCUGCUUCCUUUCCUGGACAUGGAAAGGCUGUCCCCCUCCGAGAGCUCUAUAUCGCUGUGACUUCCUGUAGUGACAGUACUGUUGCUCACCAUCUUAUCAUCUACAGUACCUACAUGGAGUUCCAGAACAACCCUCGGGCAUGUCGUCUUGAAUCAGUAUGGGACAAUGAACCAGUCAAGGACCUCAAGUAUGCAUAUGAUGAUCCAAACUCUGAGACAAAGGUUCAUAGCCUCCAAGAAAUCAUCACAUAUCUCAAGUAUCUCAAGGCAAAUGGGGUGGAGCCAAACAAGAAUAAGAAAUCCAAUGUGUACCUACCUUUCAAAUUGAGGAAUGUUUUCAAUGUCUUUGUACUCCUGUGUUUCCUGCCUAUGGUGUAUGCUUCAACUGCAAUGGGCCUUGCAGAGACAUUCACCUCAGCAACUCCAAGGAUCACAGGCUAUGCUGUGGCUGUUAUUCUUAUUUUCAUCCUGCGCAAUGGGGAAUAUCUCCAUCACCAUUAUCUCCAAUCUGAAGCAACCCUUAAUCCCAACUUUCCAUCUUCGUGGAUACAUCGUCUCAGUGCCCACCUAUUCUCCCAGGACUCACUUGCCCUUCCUCAACUGGACCAAAAGACCCAGAACUAUCUUAUCCUUGAAGCUGCAAAUGGACUUGGGCUUUCACAUGAAUUCCUUUCAGACCCACACCUCAUUCAUCUAACCAACCCUGUUAGGACCCAGUUAUUUUGA
Molecule: messenger RNA, 837 nt
Organism: Cantharellus anzutake
Lineage: Eukaryota; Fungi; Basidiomycota; Agaricomycetes; Cantharellales; Hydnaceae
Exons: 3
Coding region: 1-837 (278 amino acids)
Source: RefSeq, a predicted model, not a curated record